UUAUUGACAGAGGUCACAAUGUUGGACAACGUAAAUGAUCAUUAUAGAUAAUAAAAUGUAUAUAAAUUGAUAGGUUUACCGUUAUCAUAAGAAUGCAUGUGACAUCCUGCAUUGUUUGUUGUUGUGUCUGGGUAGAUAAAAGAAAAUUUCAGACUGACCAAGAUGAAGCUUGUUUUGUUAAGCUUCUUUCUGGAAGCUGUCAUUGUGUCUGGGAUUUACGUGGACUAUGGAAAUCCGUACAAGCAGGGUCUUCUAAGGGUCGGACAACUCACACUCAGCGAGACGGGAGACGGUAGUCCACUGCAUACUGUUGCGUUUUUCCCCCUGGAGGUCGGUGACUAUCCGGUGGUUUACUUUCUGGGCGGCCUAAACACCUACGUGUUGGCGGAGUAUUACUCCACAGUCCUGACUUCUAUUGCGUCACACGGCUUCUUCGUGUUUGGAGUGGAUUACCAGUUUCCUGUAUAUGAUGAUAGAUACAUACCCCAGAAACUAAAUUACGGGAAGCAGGAUAUUGAUAAAUUUUUCAGGCAGUUGACAUGGCUGGAGACGCAUUUCAGAAAUAAAACACUUUCCACACCGAAGUUCAACUUAACAGGGUUGCUUUGUCAUUCGUCAGGAUGUGACGUCAGCAUGAAGAUGAUCAAAGAAAAAAGCGCAUUAUUCACAUCCACCAUUUUCCUGGAGCCCUUUACUACGGAAGUGGAAACCCCAAUCAAGAACGGCCUACCCGCCCUGAUGUACGGAACCCAGCUCUCGGAGGAGGGUGUUAAAUGCGCCAUACCUGGAUUUGAUUACAACAAGCUGUACGAUAUCUGGUCAUGUCCACGUGUGGUAAUGAAUGUGGCGAAUUUUGGUCAUUGUGAUAUUCUGGACCCAGUACCUUGGAAGCUAUGUCACACCACUCACUUCUGUAAGACGACAAACGAGACAUUCUUACCGGAGUAUCGUCAGUUCGUACAAGGAGUGACGUCAGCAUUCUUUGUGUACACCCUACAGGGUCUAAAGAAAGACGUGUCUUACGUAACAGCCCAAAAUCUCAUUCCAUUAAAACUGCUUGAACUAAAAUCCGAGAUUACAUGUUGAAAUAAGGAAAGGAUAGCAUACAUGUAA
Molecule: messenger RNA, 1113 nt
Organism: Saccostrea cuccullata (small rock oyster)
Lineage: Eukaryota; Metazoa; Mollusca; Bivalvia; Ostreida; Ostreidae
Exons: 7
Coding region: 163-1086 (307 amino acids)
Source: RefSeq, a predicted model, not a curated record